AUGCUGCUUUGGAUUGUGUUGCUGAAGGCAGCUCUUUGUGUUGCUAUUGGAAAUGUUACAAGGGACGUUUGUAAGGAGCAGAUCUGCUCCUGCAAUGCAAUAGAAGGCGAUUUGCACGUUGACUGCGAAAAGAGGAGCUUCACUAAUCUGCACCAUUUGACCGGCCCCAGCUCCCAGUUUUAUCACCUAUUGCUACACGGGAAUUCCUUGUCCAGACUGUUCCCCAAUGAGUUUGCUAACUUUUACAAUGCCGUUAGCUUACAUUUGGAAAACAACGGCUUGCACGACAUUGUUCCCGGUGCUUUUUUGGGACUGCAGCUUGUCAAACGAUUGCAUAUCAACAAUAAUAAGAUACGCUCUUUCAAAAAGAGCACGUUCCUCGGCUUGGACGACCUGGAAUAUCUCCAAGCCGAUUUUAAUCUGCUGAGAGACAUCGAUCCGUCGGUGUUCCGGGACUUGAGCAAACUAGAAGUUUUAAUUCUAAACGACAACCUUAUUAGUGCACUUCCUAUCAACGUGUUUCAACAUGUCCCUAUAACCCACCUCGAUCUGCGAGGGAACCGAAUAAAAACGCUGCCUUACGAGGGGGUUCUGGAACAAAUACCAGGCAUAGUGGAGGUUUUAUUAGAGGAUAACCCGUGGGACUGCAACUGCGACCUGGUUUCACUAAAGGAAUGGCUGGAGAAUAUCCCGCAGAACGCACUGAUCGGGAGAGUGAUUUGUGAGGCGCCCACUCGACUGCAGGGGAACGACUUGAAUGAAACGGCAGAGUCUGAGCUGUGUCCCUCAAAGAGUGGGACUGACUCGAGUUUGGUUGCGCCUCCCACCCAGGACGAGACCUCUGAUCCUGGACCGCUGCCAACGCCUUACAAAACUGCCGGAGUUACUGAGACCCAAAAUGCCGGCACAUCGCGUAAGGGGGGUUCGAAAUCACCAGAGAACUGGAAGCUAAAAACAAGACCGACUGCAAUGGCUACAGGCACGGGGGAGAAGGACCCGCCGUCCAACACGACCUGCCCUCUCACGUGCAGCUGCAAACUGAUUGGCACCAGGCAGGGGCUCGGGGUUAACUGCGAAGGCAAGAAAAUAGAGAGCGUUGCCAGUCUUAAGCCCAAAUCACUGAAUGCGCAUGAGUUGAAUCUGCGCGACAACAACAUUCACACUGUCAAGAAAAACCAGUUGAGAGGGUAUUCAAGCUUGAACUUACUCGAUUUGGGGGGAAAUAAUAUUAAAAUGAUAGAAAAUGGCACCUUUCAAAAUCUCACUGAAUUGAGAUGGCUAUACAUGGACAAAAAUUAUUUGGAUACACUCAUGGCGGAAAUGUUCGUAGGACUACAAAACUUGGAGUACCUCAGUUUGGAAUAUAAUGACAUACAUCUCAUCAUGCCGGGCACUUUUAGCCCUAUGCCUAAUUUGAGGGUUCUGUUCCUUAAUAAUAAUUUGCUGAAAUCUCUACCGGUGGAUGUGUUUGUCGGGAUAUCUUUGUCCAAAAUAAGUCUGCAUAACAAUUAUUUCACCUUUCUCCCCGUGGCUGGUGUGUUAGACCAGCUCAACUCGAUUAUACAGAUCGAUUUGCAUGGGAACCCGUGGGAUUGCACAUGUAAUAUUGUCCCUUUCAAACAGUGGACAGACAAGCUUGCGGCCGACGUCAUCGUGAGUGAUCUAAAAUGCGAGUCUCCAGAGGAGUUCUGGAAGCUAGAUUUUCGUCGAAUCAGGAAUGAUUUGAUGUGUCCGCAACUUAACGACAAGAUCUUCCCCACCUCCCUGUCGAAAAACAGUACUUCUACAUCGGACGCGGGAACGCGCUCCAACUCCUACUUGGAGCCGAGCCGAGUGUCGAUAUCAGUUCUGGUGCCCGGCUUGCUGCUGGUCUUUGUGACGUCUGCCUUCACUGUCGUUGGAAUGCUGGUCUUUAUCUUGCGGAAUCGCAAAAGAUCAAAGCGAAGGGAUGGCAACUCCUCCGCCUCAGAGAUCAAUUCUUUACAGACAGUGUGCGACUCGUCCUACUGGCAUAGCGGGGCUUAUCACUCAGAUGGAGCCCAUAGAGGUUACGACUGUGGCGCUCACUCCCUCUCCGACAAGUGA
Chanos chanos (milkfish) is the source of this 2085-nucleotide messenger RNA. It is a transcript of the gene slitrk1, whose product is annotated as SLIT and NTRK like family member 1. The record is from RefSeq and is a predicted model, not a curated record. The transcript has a single exon. Gene Ontology annotation, biological process: axonogenesis; positive regulation of synapse assembly. The coding region runs from base 1 to 2085 and encodes 694 amino acids. Lineage: Eukaryota; Metazoa; Chordata; Actinopteri; Gonorynchiformes; Chanidae. Gene Ontology annotation, molecular function: protein binding. Gene Ontology annotation, cellular component: glutamatergic synapse; GABA-ergic synapse; postsynaptic density membrane.